AUGGCUUCUGGAUCAUCAUUGUUGAAUUUAGGCCAAAUGAAUGAAGUAGAUGAUGAUAUCAAACAAGAAGAAGAUAUCCGUGUAGUUGUUCCUCCCAAGAAACGAAGAAAUCGUCCAGGAAUGCCAUACCCGGAUGCACGUGUUAUUGCACUCUCUCCUACCUCUCUAAUGGGAAAAAAUCGAUUUAUUUGUGAAGUAUGCGACAAAGGUUUUCCAAGGGAGCAAAACUUGCAACUUCAUAAAAGGGGUCAUAAUCUUCCAUGGAAGCUUAAGCAACAAAGGCCUGAAAAUGAUGUAGUGAAAAGAAAAGUGUAUUUGUGUCCUGAGCCUUCUUGUGUCCACCAUGACCCUUGUCGUGCACUUGGAGACCUUACUGGCAUCAAAAAACACUAUUUUCGAAAGCAUGGUGAGAAGAAGUACAAAUGUAAAAGGUGCACAAAAGUAUAUGCUGUUGAAUCGGACUUAAAAGCCCAUUCAAAGAUUUGUGGGAAAAAAGAAUACCAAUGUCAUUGUGGCACAAUUUUCACCAGGCGUGACAGCUUCAUCUCGCACAGGGCUUUCUGUGAGGCAUUGGCUCAAGCAGGCCCAAUGAGUUCCAAGGCAGUCGCCUCAUCCAGCCGCAAUCCACCCAGCCUUAUGAUCAAACCAUCUAUUGGACCGAACCCUUACAAAGCCUCAAAAACUCACUUUAUGCCAUCAACAUAUCAAUCAAACGAACACAUAUAUGAGGCAAAGUCUGAUACAAUGUUUCUCACAAACUUGUUGAACAACACUACUACCAUGCCUAAAGACAACAACUUCAGUUUUAUAAGAAGCAACAUGAAUUCUGGAAAAGACAGAACAAGUAUGGUCAUUGGUGGUGGAAAUGUUUCGUCAGAUCCCUCUUCUGCACAUUAUUUAUCAUCACACACCCGUGUCAUGCCGCAACUUCCUGCCACUACAUUGCUUCAGAAAGCUGCUCUAAUUGGUUCUACAUCUAGCAACAAUAGUGCUAAUAAGUUUGCGGGUUUCAAUCCAAGUGCUUCCUCUAGCACUCCUAAGUAUGAACAGGGCAAGUGUCUUUUUGGCAGUGAAAAUUUAGGAAGUUCUGAUAGCAAAAUGAUUGAGCUUCUCAACUCUUUUAGCAGCAGUGGUGCUGGGUCCUCAAUUUAUAAUCUAAGUUAUGGUGCAGCUUAUGGACAAGAGGAAAGCCGAAAUGGGGGAUAUGAUAAUACAUGGAAACUUGACAAUUCUGAAGAACAGAACCGGCUAAGAAACGGUACUCUUAGCAACAUGGGUAUUCAACAAUCUACUGGUGUGAGAUUUACAAGAGACUUUCUUGGGGUUGGAGAGAAAAUAGUCCGUGACAUACGCAGUGAAGGGCCAGAAAGUGCAUUUAGUGGAAAAAGUUUUCUGUAG
Erigeron canadensis is the source of this 1398-nucleotide messenger RNA. RefSeq names its product protein indeterminate-domain 4, chloroplastic-like. The record is from RefSeq and is a predicted model, not a curated record. Gene Ontology annotation, molecular function: DNA-binding transcription factor activity. Gene Ontology annotation, cellular component: nucleus. Lineage: Eukaryota; Viridiplantae; Streptophyta; Magnoliopsida; Asterales; Asteraceae. Bases 1 to 1398 code for a protein of 465 amino acids. The transcript has 3 exons.